AUGAGAACCAUUGAGGAGACCAGAAAGAGAUGGGACACCCUGUUCUCCGACAAUGAAACGACUUCCGAUCUCCGAGCGGCGUUGCACUCCGAGCAAGGAGGAACCCUGUGCAAUGACGGACUGAGAUCGGUUUGCUGGAAGGCAUUUCUACUCUUCGACGGGUUGGAUAAAACCGAAUGGGCGCCUAAACUCGACGAAUCCCGGGAUGCUUAUCGUGCGCUGCGAGAUCAUUUCUUGAAAUACAUCGAACACCCAGACGAUUUAGAGUCGACUGUUGAUCCGCUGGCGGAUGAUGAGCAGUCCCCUUGGCAAACACUCCGACACGAUGAGACGCUGCGUACCGAGAUCCUACAAGAUGUCGAUCGAUGCUUGCAGGAAAACUUCUUUUUCCAAGAGCCCGACACGAAAUCAAAGUUGACUGAUAUCCUGUUCGUCUACUCGAAGCUUAAUCCGGACGUCGGCUAUAGACAAGGAAUGCACGAAUUGCUCGCGCCUAUUCUCUGGGCAGUAGACCGAGACUCGGUGAAGCCACACCCCGGAGGACUUAAUGGGAACAAGGACAAAAGUGAGGGUUUGAUGUUAAAGCUUCUUGAUGCGCAAUAUGUGGAACAUGAUUCAUUUACGCUGUUUCUAUCUGUCAUGCAGACGGCCCGCAUAUACUAUGAACACGGCGAGACACGGUCGGCAAAUGGCCAGAUGGAUGUCAUUCCGAUAGUUGAUCGGUGUCAUUAUCUCCAUAAGGAAGCUUUGGCGAUUAUCGAUCAUGAGCUCUCUGAGCACCUGGAAGCUGUGGACGUAUUGCCCCAAAUUUUCCUAACCCGCUGGAUGCGCCUUCUGUUUGGGCGAGAAGUUCCAUUUGACGAUGUCCUGAUGAUGUGGGAUCUACUGUUUGCUCAUGGACUACGGUCUGAUCUUGUUGAUUUCACGUGCAUUGCAAUGCUGCUCAGAAUUCGUUGGCAAUUGCUUACGGCCGACUAUACAACCGCCUUAACAUUAUUACUUCGCUACCCUUCGCCUCAACCACACACACCUCAGACUUUUGUGCUUGAUGCACUCUAUUUGGAACAGAACCCUACCGCCGAUCGAGGCAGUUUCAUCAUAUCGAAAUAUUCAGGUAGACCAUCCGAUUCCAAAAUUCGCAACCAAACUAGUACACGGCCCACGAGGAAGGCCUUCCUUUGGGAAGACUUUAAGAGACGCAGUGAAAGCAACUCACCUGCUAGAUCACCAACCCGAAACAGCCCCAAAAGUCUUGAAUCUCUUUUCCAAGACGUCUCCCAGGGAAUUCAACGCCGGACGGAGACCUGGGGCGUAGCCAAAGCUGUUCGAGGCGCCGUGACAGAAGCCAGGAAAAAUAUGCAAACAAUGCAUUUUGAACCAAAUAUGCGUCCUGGCUCUUCGAGGCCUAUUUCCGCAGCAUCGGCAUCGGACAUACAAACCAAAGCGCCCAUGGCGACUCCGGCGGCCUUGGCCAGGCUGGAAACGAAGAUCAAUCUACUCGAGGAAAGGAACCAAGCUUUGGCGACGAUUUUGCGCGAGGCACUGGAUGAUCUUGGCUCGCAGCUGGCAAAUAACAAGGACCUCGAUUCUGAUACAAACAGCGCAGUGAAGCAGGCCUUGGUGAAAGCUGAGAGUGUCCAGGUCUGCCUCGGAGACUCUUCCAUACCAGUAGAUCCCCCUCUUGACCCCCGUGUAGAUGGUGCAUUGAACCAACCGGACGAGCUACAAGAGACAGUCACCUCCACAGUGGGCAAAGCAGAAGGCAACAUUGUGGCGAACGAGGAUCAAUCCCGAACAAUAAAUGCCGCCAAAGCGGAUACAACCGGGCCGAAAGCCGAGAGUGGAACCAAUUCUAUCCUAGAUACGACAAGUCGGACGAACAGUGACAGGAAGACCGAAAGUGCGCGGGCAAGCCCCUCGCGACCAACUGUGCGACCUUCUAUGACGGAUUCGGGAUUUUCAUGGAUGCUUGGCGGUGGUCGGAACCUGUCGGGCUUUGUUAGCUCGACAUCGCCGCCGCCGGAGCAGACUCGACAUCUAGAUCAAAGCCGAGGGAAACCCAAACCCAAUGCCUUGUUCGGAUUGAGCGGAGAUGAAAAUCCAGGGACCGAUUCUGAACAUAGUGAAUUGGCGCUGUACAGCCUUCGGGGCUCUCGGGACCCUCUGUCAGGGACCGGCCCACCAUGA
This is a messenger RNA of Penicillium samsonianum, 2187 nucleotides long. Its product is annotated as GTPase-activating protein GYP6. Gene Ontology annotation, biological process: activation of GTPase activity. The transcript has 6 exons. The record is from RefSeq and is a predicted model, not a curated record. Bases 1 to 2187 code for a protein of 728 amino acids. Gene Ontology annotation, molecular function: GTPase activator activity. NCBI's taxonomy places the organism in Eukaryota, Fungi, Ascomycota, Eurotiomycetes, Eurotiales, Aspergillaceae.